CCACCCUCCACCCUCCUCUCCUUCCUCGCCCAGUGCCCACCCACGGCCACGGCUCUUACGCCUAAUACUCGCGCUACCGCCCUGCUAAUCUCGCCCUUCCACCACCCUUCCUCUCUUCUCUCUCCUCACCCUCACCCUCACCCUCACCCUCCUCGACCACCCGCUCUCCUCGUGGACCUUCAACGCAAAAGACGUGCAACCUGUCUGCACGCCUUCUACGAGACUGCUCGACAACACGCAUCGAACCAGACAGACGACAAGGAGCCUCGGGAGGCAGACGGAUAAUGGUUGUGGCUCGCUGAUCGCAUUUGAUUGAUGAUAGCGGACGAAUUGAAGCUGAAAACGACCCAACCACCCUCUCGACGAUUUCUCGUCACGACGCUCAUUUAAGAUUGCGAUUCGAAGUUUACGACUGCUACAAUAAUCUCAAUUAAACCUCUUUGACAUUUUUGUCAAGUACACUCGUUACAUAAAAAUUUACUGAGACAGUCAGUUUGCGUUGUGGCCAACCAACACCUCAUCGCUCAUUUGGCUGACUCUAGGUCCAGAUCUUAACGCUUACUUUUCUCACCAACCUCGUGGUCCCAACAAUACCAACGCGUAUCUCAUACCAAUUGCCAGGAUGCAUACACCUACACUAUUUGUGGCCUCAGUGGCAGUCCUUUCUACCUUCGCUGUUGCGGAGCCUCAGCGACCUAAAUUCUAUUACCCCAGGCAAAUCAAACGACAAGUCUUUUUCAAUUCGACCAUCACGACUGCGCCGCAGCAGACAAGCCAGGAGAGGCUUUCGUCGUCCUCAUCACCUUCUUCUAGUUCGUAUUCGUCCACGAAAAGAGGAUUGUCGGAUUUCUUGAAUUCGAUAACGGGACAACAGGACUCGACCUCGGAUUCACCUGGAUCAAGCUCCAGCUCGGCGGCAGGAACUGGAGGUCUGGAUAGCUUCUUCAAUCCAAUUCAGCCCACGUCGUCGUCUAGUUCCAGCUCUGGUGAGUCGACUGGACCAAUCGAGACCUCGAUCCCAGAUACAACAACCAAGUCGGGGGGGUUCUUGGGGUUCAUUACAAGUAUUUUGGACCCUACCCCGACUGGAUCAACUCCCGAUGUUAUCAUCCAACCGACACCAAGCCCAUCGACCGCUUCGUCUCAAUCUGACAUCGCAGUACCAACAACGACUUCUGCUGGGGGAAUUACUUUUGGACCAGGUGGAAUCUUAACCGAUGGAACUACAUCGGCCACUCCAACAGCAGCUCCAGAAAGUGGAGUUGGAAGCACUAGCGAUGGGGUUUCUUUCUCUGGAUCAGCUGGACCAACAGGAGUGGAAAGUUUGGUUCCAACCACGACCGAGGAAGCGUCUGCACCCACCAACACUCCAGCUGGAAUCUUGCCUUCCAUUGGAUCAGUCAUCAGCUCUAUUUCGGUUCCUGAGCCGACAUCUACCACUGAGCCAGCUGCUGAAUCAACUAGUGCGCUGGAAUCAUCUGCGCCCACCACAACCACAGAUGCUACCACCACAUCUGAUGCUGUGCCUACAACCACACCUCUGAUUGAUUUGACCUCUCUUCUUGGUACUGGCAGUACUGCAACAACGACCACGGAAGCGUCAGCCGAGCCUACCACGACUCCUCUUAUUGAUCUCACUUCGCUUCUCGGUACCGGCAGCGCUCCGACGACCACCCCUGAUGGAACCGGAGCUACGAUCACACCUAUCAUCUCGCCGUCGGCUGAGCCAACUGUGACAUCUUCCCCAACGACCGAUCUUGGAGGCAUUCUUUCCAGUAUUUUUGAGACUGCUACCAGUGAUUUGGGUUCCGGUACAGCCACCAUCGAGCCCGUGACUCCCACUCCUGAGCCGACCCUUGUUCCUGAGCCCACCCUCAACACCACGAUUCCAGAUCCAUACACUCCAACGGUUACAGGUGUCACUACUUCACCCACGGACUUGACCACUAUUCCUCCCGCGCCUACGGAAACCACCACUUCUGGACUUAUCACGGCUGACCCAACUCCAACGGAUAUUACCACGGGCCCAAUUACCACCAUUCUACCGACUACUAUCCCAACGGAUACUCCAACCACGUCGAAUAAUUCGAGUAUUCCCGUGGUCACUAGUGAGCCUGUGACAUCUGUGAGCACGACCAAUGGCACCGAUAUCACGAUAAGUCUCCCAAGUGGAUCUGUGACUUUGUCUGGAACUCCUAGCUCGACUAUCACGGCACCUACUACAAAUGCUACCGAGCCAACAGUGCCGCAAACUUCAUUGCCAUCCACAAGUGCUGCUCCGAUUGAGACGUCUUUGUCUAUUACAACAAUUGUACCGACACCCACCUCGGCUCCUCAGACUAUUCCUCCGAUCACCACAAAUUCUGCUACAUCUAUGUGGCUCCCGACAACGAUCAUCGCAGCAUCGUCACCCACUGUAUCUGCAGGACAAACCGAGAGUGCUGCGCCUACCGGAAUCAGUCCCCAAUUACCCAGAGUCAUUACCAAUCCAAAUGCUACUGUGCAGCCAGAAGAUACCACCCAGAUCCAACUUGGUUUCUUGUUCCCCUUGAACUACAAGUUCGUUGUGGACAAUCCAUUGUCGUCUGCUCAGAUUUUCGAGUACUUGCCACAGGGUGUCUCUGAUGGAUUGGGAUUGAGAAAAGAUCAGAUCACCAUGCACAGUCUUGUUCCUUUGGACACUACGCAGAGAAUGAAGUACAUCACAACUCUGGCGUUGGCAUACAUCCCCAGCAAUAUGGUCAGCACUCUGUCUCUGGAUCUCCAUAUUCCGACUGCUCCAAUUUACAACAAUGACGAUCCAAGCAUCAACACGCUCAUGAACUACAUCAACCCCGCCAUCCCCCUCACUCCAGGAUCAAACGUGGAGACUGGUGGAGGAACCCCGGGGACCUCAGGUGGCAACGAGCCUUCUUCCAGCUCCCCUUCAGGGAACGGCAACUCUGUCUUUGGUGAUACAAAUGAGCAAACCCAAUCUCCUGGCAAGACGGGAGCAACUGCUGGUAUCGCAAUGGCUGCCAUUGGUGGCUCAGCAGCCUAUGGUGCUGCUAUGUUCUUGAUUGCUCGAAGGUACAAGAAGCGCAAGCAAAGCCAUCGCAGAUCAAGCUCUGUUCUCCACGGUGGCGAGAUGAGACAAUCUGGCAGCCCAGCACUGAUGGGAGGUGGUGCCUUCAUGUCUGGUGGACGAACUACCCCCGGUUACGAUAGAAACAGCAGGGGAAGCGGAAGAACUGGUAAUUCUGCACGCACUCAACAAAUCUCGGCACCAAUGAUGGCUGAGAAUUCCCUUGGCUGGAACUGAGCAAUCACAUAAUAUACCAGUCAAUAUUUUCCAGCUCUAUUUUUGAUACCCAUCACCCGCCUCGCGAUCUACUAAACCUCGCUGUACAAUACAACCAAACCAUAUCAGCACUAUUGGUGUCUGAUCCUGAGCAAGGCGCUCCACAUUUUCUUGUCAUCAAAGCUUCAUCUCGGCGUUAGUAGACGCCAUCUCACCCCCUCUGCAUCGAUAAGGAUCUGCUGUCACUAUUUUCGACAUUUGAUCUGAUCAGAGGCUUAUUUCAGUAAGAGUAGCGCGGAGGAGACAGGCUUGGGGCAUACAGCGGAAGAAAUGGGGAGUCAAGAGGCAUUGUAUAUUUUACGAUCCGAUG
Messenger RNA from Cadophora gregata, 3650 nucleotides. RefSeq lists its product as uncharacterized. The record is from RefSeq and is a predicted model, not a curated record. Lineage: Eukaryota; Fungi; Ascomycota; Leotiomycetes; Helotiales; Ploettnerulaceae. Gene Ontology annotation, biological process: osmosensory signaling pathway via Sho1 osmosensor; signal transduction involved in filamentous growth; hyperosmotic response. Gene Ontology annotation, cellular component: extracellular region; site of polarized growth; cell surface. The transcript has 2 exons. Bases 623 to 3301 code for a protein of 892 amino acids. Gene Ontology annotation, molecular function: osmosensor activity.